Molecule: messenger RNA, 2499 nt
Organism: Penicillium verrucosum
Lineage: Eukaryota; Fungi; Ascomycota; Eurotiomycetes; Eurotiales; Aspergillaceae
Product: glycosyltransferase
Exons: 8
Coding region: 1-2499 (832 amino acids)
Biological process (GO): carbohydrate metabolic process
Molecular function (GO): hexosyltransferase activity; UDP-glycosyltransferase activity
Source: RefSeq, a predicted model, not a curated record
AUGUAUUCCAAAGAUGCUGAAAUGACGCCACACGACCAGCCCAACGAGCACCCCCCACCCCCGUACGAGGCAAUUCCGCAAAAUUUGAGUGAAGCUCAAGGUAUCUCCGUCAACGAGGACGGCCGUGUUGUCGUGGAUGCUAGUUCUCGGCUCUGCAGAUCUCUUUCUAGGCUAUUGCCUAAUGCUGUCCGUCAGAGUGUAUCCCCACCGUCAUAUUCGGAAGGGGUAUCGACAUUCAAGUUCCCUCUGAAUAUUGUGAUUCAAAUCGUGGGCAGUAGAGGAGACGUCCAACCAUUUGUUGCACUUGGAACGGAGCUACAGAAUAUGGGCCACCGAGUGCGUAUUGCAACACAUAAUGUCUUUGAGCAGUUUAUUCUCGAAGCAGGCUUGGAGUUCUACCCCAUCGGCGGUGAUCCGGCCGACCUGAUGUCAUACAUGGUCAAGAAUCCCGGGUUGGUCCCAAGCUUAGACAGUGUUCGCGAGGGAGAUAUUCAAAAGAAGCAACUAAUGAUGGCGGAAAUUCUCCAUGGUUGUUGGCAAUCAUGUCUGAUGCCCGACCUUAUCACCAAUUCCCCCUUCGUGGCCAAUGCCAUUAUUGCCAACCCUCCGAGCUUCGCGCACGUCCACUGCGCCCAAGCCCUAGGCAUUCCACUUCACUUGAUGUUUACAAUGCCAUGGAGCCCAACAACGGCAUUUCCGCACCCGUUGGCCAAUUUGAAAAAUAUUCCCGCCGAUCAAGCGUGGCUCAAUCGCGUUUCAUAUGGUGUCGUGGACUGGCUAUCAUGGCAGGGUCUCGGCGGCGUCAUCAACGAUUGGCGGAAACAUGAGCUCGAGCUCGAGCCUAUUUCUCUUUCAGAUGGCCCUUUCAUUUUAACUAAACUGAAUGUUCCCUAUACAUAUUGCUGGUCCCCUGGCCUAGUUCCCAAACCUAAUGACUGGCCUCAUAAUUUUGACGUGUGUGGAUUCUUCUUCCGCGAUCCACCAAAUUAUCAACCUCCUGCGGAGAUUGCAGAAUUCCUCAACGCCGGGCCGCCUCCGGUCUAUUUCGGAUUCGGUAGCAUUGUCCUUGAAGAUCCGGCACAGAUAACAAAAACCAUUCUCCAGACGAUUCAGGAAACCGGUGUUCGGGCAAUCAUUUCACGCGGUUGGAGCAAGCUAGGAGGGGAAGACUUGAGAGAACUAAACCGGAGUGACGUUCUAUUUAUAGGCGAUUGCCCGCACGAAUGGCUAUUUGAGCGUGUCAGUGCGGUUGUUCACCAUGGAGGUGCUGGUACAACGGCAUGUGGGCUACGAAAUGGCAAGCCCACUAUCAUUGUGCCAUUCUUUGGAGACCAACCGUUUUGGGGAAAAAUGGUUUCCGCGGCCGGUGCAGGACCAGACCCUAUUCCAUACAAACUACUGAACGUCGACGCAUUAGCUCACGCAGUGCGGUUUUGUUUGACCCCAGAGGCAGUGCGCUCCGCACAGGGUAUUGCCGCCAAAAUGGAGAAGGAAAAAGGAGUGCAAACAGCCGUGGAAUCGUUCCAUCGGAAUUUACCCAAAGGUCUAGUUGAAUGUGACCUACUACCAAAAUUCCCGGCCGUCUGGAGAUAUCGUCUCGGCAAGAAAAGAUUUCGCUUGUCGAAAGUUGCUGCGGAGAUUCUUGUUGACAAGAAUUUGUUGGAUAUCAAAAGGCUGAAACCGUACCAGCCAAAUCCCAUCAUCAUCGAGAACACGCGAUGGGACCCUGUGACUAGUAUUUCUUCUGCUGGAAUGGGAUUCACGUUUGAUAUGCUCAAAGCAGGUGGAGAUAUCUUCUAUAAGCCAUACAAGGUAUACCAGGAUGGUCGCACCUCUCCUCUUCCAUUAUCAGCCAGUUCAGAAGACACUCCUUCCGAACUGCUGCCACCAGGAGGAAGUGGAUCAUCAAUUCGCAAAGGCCAAUCGAAGAGUGAUUUCACAGCAAGCAGGGAGGUGCAGCCUAAGAAAAGAGGCAGAGGAGCUGCGAUGGCUUCAGCAUCGACUCAUGCUUCCGGGAAAUUCCUAGGAAAGAUUGCCUCUGGAUGUAUGGUCGAUAUUCCUUUGGCCGCAGCUGAAGGCUUUCGUGUGCUCCCUGGUCUAUAUGGAGACAAAAUUCCCGAAUAUGGAAACGUCAAAGAUUGGAAGUCUGGGGCAGUCGCAGGCGUUAAAAGCUUUGGCGUUGGCAUGGGGGAGCUGUGGCUGAUAGACGGAGGAGUCGCAGGAUUUGCGGGCGGCUUGUUCAAAGGCACCUUCGGCGUAAUGGCCAAAAUGGUGCAUGGAUCCGUUGGCCUUGUUGCCUAUCCCAGCCAAGGUAUUAAACAGUCCAUUUAUGCGGCAUUUCAUAAGAGCACACGGAACCUCAUUUUGGCGGCUCUUCACCUAGAGGGAGAAGAUGCGGUUCGGCAAGAGAGAGUGAGAGGAUUGGAAGACCAGAAGGUCAUCGAAAAAUUCAUGGCUAUGACCAAAAGUGAGCUCGAUGAUGACAGUGAUUAUGUAUAA